GCUCUGCCCUCCAGCACGGCGCAACCUCUCCAUGCGCUCGUCCGGCGCCUGUGUUGACACCAGAGAGACGGGCUCGCUAAUCUGGAUCGCUCCUCUCCGUAGACAGAUCUGAGUCGGCUUCGCCUUUCUGGCGCGCCCAGAAGGACGGCACUCCGAAGAGAACGGCUGGCCGUGAUCCGAGCCUCGUGGUGGGGGCCGCAUACUCCCACGCAGACAUGCUCAAGUUCGAUAACCUGAAUCUCUCCGGCUCCUCGUCGCGACCAAGAACUCCUCCUUCCUCUUCUGCUCAUAGAAUCCGAACUGGCGACGUCCCCUCGCCAUCGCACAGGCCCUCGUCUGGCUUAUCGUCCCCCCCGUUGAAGUCCUAUUUCAACUUCCUGUCGAAUACCAACCAGGAUUGGAACGUGGAAGACCCCGAUGGGCAGGAGGGGGGCGACAUGUUUGGGUACGAUGAUGAUGAUGAUGGUGACGACUUUGGUCUUCCGAGCCUGUCCAAUAUGAAGCGAAGGUCUCGUCGCGUGGCGGCCGCACAAGGAAGUGCUGCGUCCCAUCCCCGGCCGGCGCCCAUCGAGACGGCGCUCGGCUUCCGGCACCGACGCAAUUCGGACAGCGCCGACAUAGCUAUUGAACGACCCACCCCAACCUACCCGAUGCCGAAGAAGAGCGAAGGGAAGAUACUUAGGCCCCAAUACAAGGACAUCCUCAAAGACCCCGCCAAUGCCUUGCAUCUCAUAGAUCACCCCCACCCGCCCGCCAACGCCACUCCGAAGGAGAUAGACGCGAUCAAUUCUCGCGUGUCAAAAAUCAACAAAUUCAAGAAAAUCCUCCAGACCACUACGAUUCCACUCACCGACCUCAGGGCUUUGGCGUGGAGUGGUGUCCCCGAAGAAGUCCGGGCCAUGACCUGGCAGCUCUUGUUAAGUUACCUACCAACCAGCAGUGAGAGGCGCGUCGCAACGCUGGAACGGAAGCGUAGGGAGUACCUCGACGGAGUUCGUCAAGCAUUCGAACGAGGAGGCGCAAGCACUUCGGCGAGCGGCCGCUCGAGAGGCCUCGACGAAGCCAUAUGGCAUCAGAUCAGCAUCGACGUCCCCAGAACCAACCCCCAUAUCGAGCUCUACGGCUACGAGGCAACCCAGCGCUCGCUGGAGCGGAUACUGUAUCUCUGGGCCAUCCGACAUCCAGCGAGCGGCUACGUGCAGGGAAUCAAUGAUUUGGUCACUCCUUUCUGGCAAGUAUUUCUAGGCACCUAUAUCACCGAUUGCAACAUUGAGAGCGGCAUGGACCCGGGACAGCUGCCGAGAGCAGUGCUUGAUGCGGUGGAGGCCGACUCGUUCUGGUGCUUGACCAAGUUGCUCGACGGGAUCCAGGACCAUUACAUCGUUGCCCAACCCGGCAUUCAACGGCAGGUUGCUGCGCUGCGGGAUCUGACCGCCCGGAUCGACGAAGGGCUGGCCAAGCAUCUCGAAAGUCAACACGUCGAAUUUAUCCAGUUCAGUUUCCGCUGGAUGAACUGCCUGCUCAUGAGGGAGAUCAGCGUCCGAAACACGAUUCGGAUGUGGGAUACUUAUCUAGUACGAUCGCUCUCUUUCUCUGUCUGUCCCUCAGCCCCCAGUCGGACGGCAACGCUAACCGAUUACGCCCAGGCGGAAGAGCAAGGUUUCUCGGAGUUUCAUUUGUACGUAUGCGCGGCCUUCCUCGUCAAGUGGUCGGUCAAGCUGGUAAAGAUGGAUUUCCAAGAAAUCAUGAUGUUCUUACAAGCGCUCCCCACCCGCGAUUGGACCGAGAAGGAUAUAGAACUCCUUCUCAGCGAAGCCUACCUCUGGCAAAGUCUAUUCAAAGACUCGUCCGCCCACCUAAGGGGCGGUCCUAGCCGGGCACCGGCGACUAAUCUGCAGCUCUAAGUAAGAUCGGACGUCGCGCCUUGCGCGGUGCUAUAUACCCACCCUCGCCACGGCACCGACGGGUGCUCACAUCGGAAGCUGUAUAGUAUUUAAAGCGAUAGAGAACCACAAUAUCAGCGGGAUUGGCACGGAGAUGACCCCGCCCGUGGCAGC
Durotheca rogersii is the source of this 2057-nucleotide messenger RNA. Its product is annotated as RabGAP/TBC. Gene Ontology annotation, biological process: activation of GTPase activity. NCBI's taxonomy places the organism in Eukaryota, Fungi, Ascomycota, Sordariomycetes, Xylariales, Xylariaceae. Gene Ontology annotation, molecular function: GTPase activator activity. The record is from RefSeq and is a predicted model, not a curated record. Gene Ontology annotation, cellular component: Golgi apparatus. The transcript has 4 exons. The coding region runs from base 216 to 1904 and encodes 562 amino acids.